AUGGCACAAGCAGGGGAUCAACAUCUUGGUUUCCACGACCCCACUAUAGCUGCACAUGAGGGGCAGCAGCUUGAUGGGACAAAAUUGAGUGUAAAUGAUCUUUAUGCCGAUGAGUCUGGGACAGCGAAUGGUGAUGAGGAAGUUGAUAUUGAGAGGAUUGAGAAGGUUUACAGGAAAAUCGACCGACGCAUUAUUCCAGCUUUCUGGGUCUUGUAUUUCCUCUGUUCCGCCAUUCGAUCCAAUGUUGGUCUCGCUCAAACUAUGAAUGCAUCAUCUGGCCAUGAUCUCUCCCAAGUUUUAAACUUGACGGCUAAGCAAACGUCCACGGCUUUAGCCUUAUUCUAUGUUGCCUAUGUCGUUUUCGAUUUACCUUCGAACUUGGUUAUGAUGAAAUUGAGUCCCCGAGUUUGGAUGAGCCGAAUCGUGCUCGCGGUAGGCAUUAUCGGAGCUUGUUUUGCGGCAGUGCGGGCGGCUUGGAGUUUGAUGCUCCUUCGUUUUCUUCUCGGUGUAGUGACUGCGGGAAUGUGGCCAGGGAUGGCGUAUUAUCUUACUUUGUUCUAUCCACCCUCACGAACUGGCAAACGUAUUGGCAUGUACUUUACAGCAUCUCAACUUUCUGCGGCUGUUGUAGGUCUUGUCUCGGCUGGAUUCCAGAAGAUGGAUGGGACGCGAGGGCUCGCUGGAUUUCAAUGGAUGUUCUUGUUGUAUGGACUUUGUGCUAUCGUUCUUGGUAUUGGACUUCUUUGGUGGUUACCAGAUCGCCCACUUCCUCCCGGAGCAGAGCGAGUUCCUUCGGGGCUUGCGAAAUGGCUUCCUGCUACUUCGCCAGUUUUGACUGGCGAAAAUGCCGAGAUUCAUUAUCAGGAUUUGAGAAGAGUUUAUCAUCCAAGACCAUGGAGCUGGAAAGAUCUUGCUUAUGUUUUGAUUGACUGGCGUCUUUGGCCUCUUACUUUGAUGUAUUUCGGCGUUGUUGGUGUUGGUAUCGGGACACAACUCUACGCUACUGUCAUCAUCUCAGGUAUCGACUCCUCUUUCUCGGGUGUGACUCUCAGCUUACUCACCGCACCUAUCUGGAUCAUGGAUCUGAUUGCCAUUCUCAUGGUAACUCCAAUCUCUGAUCGUUUCCACAAGUAUCGAGCCUUUUUCUUUUCCGCUGCAGUUCUCAUCCAGAUCGCCGGUCUCCUCCUCACCACCUUUGCCCCUGUCUCUCAACCUUGGGCACGCUAUGGUGGUCUCCUCAUGGUUGGAUAUGGCCUUGGCCCAACCGUCCCCAUUUGCAUGACAUGGACCAAUGAAAUUUUCCAACACCGUCACGGAGAGGUGGGUGUUGCUGCUGCUUCCGCUCUUGUAUCCGGUCUUGGUAAUCUCGGCAGCAUAACAACUACAUAUGCACUGUAUACCGGAUGGCCUGAAGAUGCCAAAGCAGGACCUCAUCGUUACCGCAAAAGCAAUCUCGUCAUGAUUGGUAUUCUCUGUUUGAGUAUCCUAAGCAGUAUAGUCAUGACCGUUCUUCUAAAAAUCUUUGGCAAUCCGCGCAGUACGAAGAUUCAAAGCAGUGGGAGCUCCUCAACCAGCGAGGAAUUCCAGGAUGGUGCUGCGAAGCGAGAGCAGCAACAACGCGGAUUUCGAAAGAUGUGGGGAAGAAAGUGA
This is a messenger RNA of Sclerotinia borealis F-4128, 1650 nucleotides long. The record is from the annotation of a GenBank genome assembly. Lineage: Eukaryota; Fungi; Ascomycota; Leotiomycetes; Helotiales; Sclerotiniaceae.